UGAAAAACACUUGCAAUACAAUCGGGGCUUGUUCAAAAUCAUAACUACAGUCAGAGGUACAAAUGCAAACCUUUGCUAAAGCAUAAACAACAUGAUACGUUGAUUGUUAUAAAACAAAAUCUUUAAAUUAAUAUGAUUUUCAACAAUAAAACAAAUAUCAUCUAAGAGCAGCUGAAAAUUUGAAGCGUCAUUUUCCCAUUGAAAACUCUUAACUACCACCAAAGCAUUCGUUUCAACCUUUAGUUGAUGCUAUCAUGCUUGCAUAGUUUCAAUUAGUGCUGCUCUCACUCAUUGUAGUCGACAUUUUCAUCUAAAGCAAUCUGGAUGUAAGAUCGAAUUCCCUGAGCCUCAUCAAUCGCCCCAUCUACGUUAAUCAUGAUCCACCUGCUCUUGUUUUUUGCCAUCUUGACACCCUCGAAGCCCCCGCCCACUCCGCAACUUUACUGCCCACACCUGCCGCAACUUGAGCUCCUCUGCAUCCCGAAAACAUAACAGUUGCCCGGUGAAUCAUAGCCCGCUCAUCUGGUUUCUCUUCAAAAUGUCGUAUCAACGUUUCCACAAGCUUCAACGAGUAAUCACAAACUCGCAUUGUCCCUCCUCAUCAAAAUCUUCUGAUACCCAAUCUUCAAGCUAUUAGUCUCGUUGCAAAAAAUCCCCCCACUUUCUACCAAAUAGUGGUCGCAUUCGGACAUAUUUGUAAUGCAUGAUUCACGUUUUCACCGUUUCCCCCACACAACUUACACAUAGGUGAAAUCUAAAAACCUCGACUGCAUAAUUCAUCGUUGUAGGGACACAAACCACCAUGAAUUGUCAAAAGAAAAACUUUAAUUUAGGAGGAACGUUAAAGAUCCACAUUUGGGUCCAACACUUCUAAAUAGCUUGGAAUUUCCAAUAAUGUAACAAUAAUAACUCUUUACUCAAAAAAAAAAUUGUGUCUUGAUCUCCCUUCCACCCAUAACAAUACUAAUGGGCAAACUUAAUAUUCGUUUGGCCUCCUCUAGGGAAAAUAAUUUGGUUACCCUAGAUUCAUACCAUUUCUUUCCAUCUACGGACCUGCCAGCCGCUAUAUUCAUAUCAUAUAUCCCAUUCAGUUUAGGCGAUUGCACCCACGCUGAAUCAGUCCUUAGGAGCCAAGCAUCAACCCAAACUUGUGUUUCCUUACCAUUUCCAGCUCUCCUACGAAUAUUAUUUGAGACAAACCUUUGUGCCUCCAGAAUAUUUCUUCAUAUAAAGGGGAAAUUAGCUUCUAACCUUGCGUCCAGAAAGGAAGUAUCUGGAAAGUAGCGGGCUUUGAAAAUUCUUUCCACCAAACUUGUUUUGCUAACGUAUGAACGUUAAACUCUCUAACCCGUGAAACCCAACCCACCAUCCCCAUUCAGUCUACACAAAGCAUCUCAAGUUUUCCACCUAAUCCUCUUUUCUCAAAU
Molecule: messenger RNA, 1427 nt
Organism: Cuscuta europaea
Lineage: Eukaryota; Viridiplantae; Streptophyta; Magnoliopsida; Solanales; Convolvulaceae
Source: the annotation of a GenBank genome assembly